UUGGGGGCGGUGUUUUGCCCGGCGGCGACCCGGUGACUUAAUACUUGAAGGAGCUGAGCUUCUGCAGCCAAGGAGCCAAAGAGCCAAAGAGCCGGUACCGUCCUGCAUCACCAUGAUCUGCCUCCUACUGACAGUGUUCGCGAACGUUCUCCAGACAGGUUGGACGGGGGUGAACGAGAGGACGUUCGUGGCGGUGAAGCCGGACGGCGUCCAGCGGCGGCUGGUGGGAGACAUCGUCAGACGCUUCGAGAAGAAGGGCUUCAAACUGGUCGGGAUGAAACUGGUCCAGGCCUCUGAGGACCUUCUGAAGGACCACUACCGGGACCUUCGGACCAAGCCGUUCUUCGACGGUCUGGUUCGCUACAUGGGCUCCGGACCCGUGGUUGCCAUGGUGUGGCAGGGGCUGGACGUGGUGAAGACGUCCCGCCGGAUGCUCGGCGAGACGAACCCGGCGGACUCUCUGCCCGGGACGGUCCGGGGGGACUACUGCGUGGAGGUGGGCAGGAACGUGAUCCAUGGCAGCGACUCUGUGGAGAGCGCCCAGCGGGAGAUCUCUCUGUGGUUCCGGAACGAGGAGAUCCAGUGCUGGGAGGAUCCCGCCAGCCCCUGGAUCUACGCCUAGACCACUGGAUCUAGACCACUGGAUCUACGCCUAGACCAUUGGAUCCAGGCCCAGUCCAGUCCUCUGCUCUCUGUAGGACUAGAUCCUAGUCAUAUAGAGGAACUGCACCUUUAGCAAAGACCCAUCACAGAUGUGUUAGUUUAGCCUUUCAUUCCGUAGCCUUACUCUGUAGCCUAGCGCUUGCAGGUUUAGUUCAUGAUUUCCAUAUUGCCUGAAGCGCGCAGCGGAAUAUUUGUAUAAUCGCUAGGAAGCCCUAGGGAUGACGGCAGCUUGAGGCGGGGUGGUAGGAGUCUGAGAUGAGAGGAGGUCUGCAGCCUGCAUGUUGGACACGAGGACAUGCAAGGCUUCUGCUUUGCACUUUGGGAGGAACCGUUGUAAAGCUUUGUUUUAAUAAUGCAAACCUGCGGCCAAAAAUAGCUUCUAGCAAAACUUAAGAAUGACAAAAUCAGCAUUUUUAAAUGCCUUUUUUCAAAACCAAAAAGAAACUAGUUUGAAAAUUCCUGUUGGCUUUGUUGUUGGUGGUAGUAAUGUCAGGUUGUACAGUUAUUUUUGUAUUGUUCCCUAGUUUGGACCAGAGCGCUCUCUGAGCCAUUUGAGGUGCUGUGUGUGCAUGUGGCUGUAUGAACUAUGUCCAAAAGUGUCGCUCGCACACUUUGCUUUACAUGAGAGUUCCAUGUCCACAGGAACGCUGGCUAUGCAGUCCAAGGAGAAUCUAACGGCCGGACGCAAUAAAAACAUUCCCAAGAUA
Molecule: messenger RNA, 1370 nt
Organism: Gadus morhua (Atlantic cod)
Lineage: Eukaryota; Metazoa; Chordata; Actinopteri; Gadiformes; Gadidae
Gene: nme3
Product: NME/NM23 nucleoside diphosphate kinase 3
Exons: 5
Coding region: 113-622 (169 amino acids)
Biological process (GO): CTP biosynthetic process; UTP biosynthetic process; GTP biosynthetic process
Molecular function (GO): nucleoside diphosphate kinase activity
Source: RefSeq, a predicted model, not a curated record